Molecule: messenger RNA, 5518 nt
Organism: Salarias fasciatus (jewelled blenny)
Lineage: Eukaryota; Metazoa; Chordata; Actinopteri; Blenniiformes; Blenniidae
Gene: aak1a
Product: AP2 associated kinase 1a
Exons: 19
Coding region: 585-3794 (1069 amino acids)
Biological process (GO): protein phosphorylation
Molecular function (GO): ATP binding; protein kinase activity
Source: RefSeq, a predicted model, not a curated record
GACCAGCAGAGGACCAGGAGAGCAGGACGCCGCUAGCUCCGUCAUUAAGUCACUCAGCCUGCUCAGAGCCUGCCGUUCGCACACAUUUCCUCCGGUCGAGCGCCCCGUGAGGCUCGGACCCCACCGUGUGUAUCCCCCCCGGUGGAGAUGAGUGAUAAGCUGCAUUGGACUCCUCGGACCCGCCCGGCUGCCGGUCCGUCGGCUGACAGCUGUCACCUAGCUGCUUAGCGGGCUAGUUAGCCGGCUAGGCGUGAGACCAGCUAACCGGGGUUUCCCUUCGACCUCGCAGCCCGGCCACUGUUGUCUGAGAGUGGAAAGCGCCUGUUUAUCUCAAGGUUUGACUCCGCCCGGUGUUGAAGUCAUGAGCCGGCCUGGGAGCGCCGCUCAGCUCCGGGAUAUUUGAAGCUAUUUGAGUUAGCGCUUAGCUCCGGGCUAACUAACUCAUUCAAUUACUGGAAAAGCUCCGUGUUGCUAACAGCGGCUCAUCUCAGUCAAGCAGGGGCUGUUUUAAUUUAAUCCGAGCAUUUGCUGCGACGCCGAGACGCGUCGGGACCCGGCCGUACUUUGGAUAACAUCUGGGGGAAAUGAAGAAAUUCUUUGAUUCUCGACGGGACUAUGCGGGCUCCGGGCCUGGUUCCGGAGCCGGCGGAGGAGGCGCCGGUUCGGGCGGCGGUGGCAGCUUCAUCGGGCGGGUGUUCACCAUCGGGAGAUAUCAAGUGACCGUCGAAGAAAUCGUGGCAGAAGGAGGAUUUGCCAUAGUUUUUCUGGUGCGCACACAUCAAGGCGUACGCUGUGCCCUAAAACGAAUGUAUGUCAACAAUGAACAUGAUCUGCAGAUCUGCAAACUGGAGAUACAGAUUAUGAGGGACCUGGUGGGCAACAAAAACAUUGUUGGCUUCCUGGACUCCAGCAUAGCAGCAGUUGGAUCUGGCGAUGUGUGGGAAGUCCUAAUCUUAAUGGACUUCUGUCGAGGUGGGCAGGUUGUGAACCUGAUGAACCAGCGGUUGCAGACGGGCUUCACUGAAGCGGAGGUGCUGCAGAUCUUUUGCGAUACGUGUGAGGCCGUCGCUCGUCUCCACCAGUGCAAGACUCCGAUCAUUCACCGAGACCUCAAGGUGGAAAAUAUCCUUCUGCACGACCGAGGACACUACGUACUCUGUGACUUUGGAAGCGCCACCAACUGCUUCCAGAACCCUCAGACAGAAGGGGUGCCCAUUGUGGAGGAGGAGAUCAAAAAGUACACAACACUGUCAUACCGCGCUCCAGAGAUGGUGAAUCUCUACGGUGGAAAGGUUAUCACAACAAAGGCAGACAUUUGGGCCAUGGGUUGUUUACUCUACAAGCUGUGCUUCUUCACGCUUCCCUUUGGCGAGAGCCAAGUGGCCAUUUGCGAUGGCAGUUUCACAAUCCCAGACAAUUCCCGCUACUCCCAGGAAAUGCACUGUCUUAUUAGAUACAUGCUGGAACCGGAUCCAGAUAAGAGACCAGACAUCUACCAAGUAUCCUACUUUGCUUUUAAACUGGCUCGACGAGAAUGCCCGAUCCCUAAUGUACACAACUUGCCCAUUCCUGCAAAACUUCCUGAGCCUAUCAGAGCCAGUGAAGCAGUGGCCAAAAAGAGUCAAACCAAAGCCAGGCUCACGGACCCCGUUCCGACCACGGAAACCUCAAUAGCGCCUCGUCAGCGACCCAAAGCCGGCCAGGCUCAGCCCCAGCCCAUAUCGGGCAUUCUUCCUAUCCAGCCGGCUCUCACGCCACGCAAGAGGCCCAGUGCGACGACUGGAGCACCCCAAGCUAUAGGUGUUGCAGCUGCAGUGCAGCCGGCCCAGCAGGCUCCUGCUGCACAGGCGGCCAGCAUGCAGCCGCAGGCUACACCUCAGCAUCAGCAGCUCCUGGUGAAGCACCAGCAGCAGCAGCAGCAGCAGCAGCAAACCUCGGCUUUCCUCAGCCCUCAAAGCAACCAGCAGCACCAACUGGUACAGAACCUGCAGCAGCAGCAGCAUCAACACACAGCCUCUCAAGCCUCUGCUGCCCUGCAGUCCAAAGUUAAACCUCUGCAACACCACCAGCAGCAGCCGCAGCUGCAUGUAUCUCCCGAAACAGCAGCUCUCCAUCUCACCCCCAUCCCAGAGUCGGCCGUCAUCGGUCCCGCAGCUGAGACAGAGAGCGCCCGAGGGAUUCACAAAGUCGGCUCCUUGACGCCCCCUUCAUCACCAAAGACGGCCCCGAAGAGUGGCCACAGGCGCAUCCUGAGCGACGUCACCCACAGCGCAAUCUUCGGGGUCCCGGUCAGCAAGUCCACCCAGCUCCUGCACGCGGCGGCAGCUGAAGCCGGACUCAACAAGUCCAAAUCGGCCAGCACGACUCCCUCCGGCUCGCCGUGUUCGUCGCAGCAGAGCGUGUAUCAUGGCGGCGAUGUCGACGGCCUCUCGGCGCCGGUGGCAGCCAAACCUCAGUCCAGCUGGAACCCUUUCGGUGACGAUAACUUCUCCAAACUGACAGCGGAGGAGCUCCUCAACAAAGACUUUGCAAAGUUAGCCGAGACUGCUGCAGCGGGAGAGAGGGUCACAGGCUCCAGCGAAAACCUCAUUCCAGGACUCAGUUCUUUUCCAGCAAAGGCAGAGUUGUGUGUGGAUUCAUUGAUUCCUGGUUUGGAACCUCCCCUGACGCAGCGACACCCAGGCCAGACAGAACUCACUCCUGCCACCCUGCCAGAUUCUCUCACUGGGGAGGACUCUCUGCUGGGUGUCGGUCUGUUAUCUCACACUUCUCACGGAAAGCCGUCUGUCUCUGCUCUCCCUUCCUCCUGCUCUUCUGCUCCUCCGGGCUCUGGAUCCUGUCUGGAGGAUCUGCAUCCUAGCCCGGCCGCUUCUGACUCUACUUUCCUCAUGUCGUGCGGGGAAAAGGGCAACGACGACGAGUUUGACCCUAUUCCUGUGCUUAUCUCCAAAAACUCAAAUCAAGAUAUGCAAGGGGAGAGCAAUGGCUACACUGUGCUCGAGGAGGGACAAGAAGCGGCAGUCCUCGAAGGGGAGUCCCAACAGAUCGAGGGCUGUGUGCACUCCAGCGACGAAGACGAAGAGAAGGAGUCCCAGAAGGAGGAGCGGCAGGACGGAGUCGCCGCUGACGGCCCAGUAGCAGUGCUCGACUGCAGCGGCUCUCAACCUCUGCUGCAGGACUCUGAGGACGAAGACGAGAACGGACCUCAGUUAGCUCUCCUGCACCCAAGCGCCACAGCAACACAGCCUUCCGCUAACUUCAACCAAGAUCCUCCAGGUUCCUAUGCUCAGAAUCAUUCGCACGAGCCAGCCCAGGGAGCGCACACCGCCGCUGAUGUUUUCUCUAAAGCCCCCUUUCGGAUUUCUCAAGAAGAGAGCGCCGACGUGUUCAGCAACGCGCCGUUUCCCCGUGCAAUGCCUGCAGGCCCACAGCAGCUCGACGUAUUCUCCCAGGCUCCUUUCGUAAGAAGAAAGGAAGCCGCCGCAGCACAACCGAAGACCUCAUACAUCCAAACAGCUGGAGUUCACGCCGUAACCUCCGACCAAGGAGUGUUGGGACAAGUGGCCCAACAGCCUUUCCGCCCUCAAGCUCUGGCCAAAUACUCGCGGCACUUCGAGGGGCCGGUGCCGCAGCAGCCGGUAGCAGCUCACAGAGUGGUGUCGAACGUGAGCAGGCAAGCUGCGGUGGCAUCCGUCCCUGUCGGACCUCUUCACUCAUGGACCUCCGAGGUGGGCUCCGUGGAUCCCUUUGUCUCCGCGCCCUUCCACCUCAAGGCGCCGCAGGAAAAGCCCUGAGGGAUCCUCACCGAGACGUCAAACCGCUGAAUUAUGCAAACUGUAACAGGCAUUCUGCAUGCUGUCACCAGCGCUGCAGCUGGACUGCAGACCCGCAUGGAUCUCAUUCUUAACCAAUAGUGCAAGGUCAUCUGUACACUGAAACUCAAAUCCAUCCCACACUCCCACUCGUUUUUUUUUCCUCCCCAGUCCUUCACACAUCCACAUAUCCAAUAUGGUGGUCAAGCAUUUGAUUGUUUUCUUGUCUACCUCAAGUUAUGUUUCUGCGCUGACAUGCCACACAGUGAGGGAGCUCACAGAUCGUCCGUACGUCUGAACUUCACUGAGAAACUACGAUCUGAUGAUUUCCUGUGUUCUCUUUCAAGACGGAAUGAAUUCAGUGAAUCACAAGAUCAUAUAAUCACAAGAUUUGAGUGAGAGAAACACUGUAUAGUACUAUCAGUCACUGCAAAACAUCUCCCCCUUUGUCUAAUCUGCCAAAAUGAUGAGCAGCCUUCCCGUUUUUCUGUUGUUGAAGAAAAGAAAACUCGGUCAACAACAGAAAAACCUUGAGUUAACACGACUUCUGCCUACAGUCAUGAACUCUGAGUCGAUGGUUUUUGGACCCAAUCCUGUUUAUUUCUCGACAGUUAAUGAAACAGAUGCUGGAUGAUGAUGCAGAUGUUUAAAUGUUAGCAUUUGAUCAUGUAAAACUUUUUUUUUUUCCUGUUAUGAGUCUCAUGGUCGGUCUGCUGUCUCAUGAAAAUAAAAUAGCAAGUGUUUGUUCCUAUGAUGCUUAUAUAAAUGUUAGGCAUAGAAAAUUCAUUGUAGUAGGUUCGGUGUUAUUGAAAUGUAUGAUGUAUGAUUCCCUUUUCCUCGUAUCUCCGUUCAAGAUGCCGUCUCUGAAGCCUCACGCGUCAAGACUGUAUUUAUCACUUCUGCCUUUAGUGCCCUCCUCGAGAAACUGCUGCAUUUUACAUUAUUUCAUUAAUAUUGCACUGACAUUCAGCACCAAAUACUUGCAUACAGUCAUAUAUGACAUUAUUUUUGCAUUCUGUAUUACACGCGCAAGAUUUUCUUUCAACUUGUCUAAGUCGAUUUCUCAUUCACAAACAGCUCACGUGAAAACUUGGACAGCAAAACAAAAAACAAAACAGUGCUUUCCAGCGGUCACACAAAUAUCUACAGCACUUAAUGCUUUGCAGUUUCGAGUCGGUGAUUGUAACAGGUGUGUGAGGUAAGAUUUUAAUUGUCUGAAUGAUGACAUUCCUGUUGAAUUUAUUUCCUUCACCUUUUGGACUUUUUUUUUUUUUCCUUUUCCUUUUUUGUUUUUUGUUUUUAUGUCUUUGUAAAAUCAUGAAACACUUUUUUGUUUUUGACCAUGGCACUUUGAAGAAAAGGGGACCCAACCAGUUACAACCCAAAGUUUAUGACAUGCAAAUGCCAGAUUUCCUUUUGUUUUUAUGGAAGUGUACAAUCUUUUUUAAAAAUGUAUAAUUCAUGUUUCUCACCCAUAUCGGAUUGCACAUGGUGACUGACACCGAGUCAAGGUCCUCUAAGAAUGUUUUUGUCAGUGACACAGCUGUAAAGUUUAUUAUGACUAGCAGUGUAUAGGAAAACGUCAGAGAAACAGCUGAUGACACUGUUGGAUGAAAAAGCACUCGAAAUCCUUGUUAUGCUGCACAGCCUGCCUUUUGAAAACUAUGCUGUAAGUCAUAAAGAAACUAUUAAAUGAAUGUAAAUCA